GAGCGUCAUCAGCGGCUCCGAGGCCAGAGAGCAGCGGGGACUCCGGAGCGCCAUGUCACCGGCUCACAGCAGCACCGAACCGGGAUGGAUGAGGGGAAAGUAACCGCAGCAGCCGGGCUGUGACCGCCACACCGACAGAUUGUUGAUAAAAUGGCAUCUGCGUGCUGAUAUAACGGUGUUACUGUCUCCAUUGUUGCUGUCUCCAGACCUCAGACCAGCAAGACCAAACUUUGACCCGGUUCUGCAGCCAUGACGUCCAAGUCAGCCCUCCUGAAGGUGAUUCUCCUGGGCGACGGCGGCGUCGGCAAAUCAUCGCUCAUGAACCGCUACGUCACCAACAAGUUCGACUCGCACCUCUUCCACACCAUUGGCGUGGAGUUUCUGAACAAGGAGCUGGAGGUGGACGGCCACCAUGUCACUCUGCAGAUCUGGGACACGGCGGGUCAGGAGCGCUUCCGCAGCCUCCGCACGCCUUUCUACCGCGGCUCCGACUGCUGCCUGCUCACCUUCAGCGUGGACGACGGACAGAGCUUCCACAACCUGUCCAACUGGAAGAAGGAGUUCACUUACUACGCUGACGUGAAGGACCCCGACAACUUCCCCUUUGUGGUGCUGGGUAACAAACUGGACGUGCCCGAGCGGCAGGUGUCGGGGGAAGAUGCGCGACAGUGGUGCCGCGAGAACGGCGGCCACCCGUACUUUGAGACAAGCGCCAAGGAUGCUACAAACGUAGCAUCGGCCUUUGAGGAGGCUGUACGCCGCAUUCUGGCGUUGGACGACCGAGCCGAUCACCUGAUCCACACCAACACAGUGGACCUGCAGAGGAAGACUCCCCCUGACCCCUCCUGCUGCUGAGCGCUGUGUGACUGCCAGCAGGAGCUCAUAUGAUGCUCCUGCAGUUGAGUGUAUGGAGCGUGGGUUAUGACUCUGUAAAAGAGGAAGUGGUGUUUGUUCAGUGACUACCGUAUGUGAUGUCCUCAGAUAAACUUUUGACUAGGACCUGCAUUUGAAAACAAAUAUUGAUAUUUUUUAGACCAAAAUGGACUAUUUUGUGCCAAUAUUUUGCAUUUUCACCACACGAGGGAAACAAAACUCUCCACACACCAUUCCCAACUCUGAUUUAGACUGUAUUUGCAUGGUUAUCAAUUUAUACAAAGCAUUGAUGGACAGUUAAUAAAAUUAAAUCUCUGAUACAGUU
This is a messenger RNA of Morone saxatilis (striped sea-bass), 1198 nucleotides long. Its product is annotated as ras-related protein Rab-9A-like. Lineage: Eukaryota; Metazoa; Chordata; Actinopteri; Moronidae. The record is from RefSeq and is a predicted model, not a curated record. Gene Ontology annotation, molecular function: GTPase activity; GTP binding. Gene Ontology annotation, cellular component: late endosome; phagocytic vesicle; lysosome. Gene Ontology annotation, biological process: retrograde transport, endosome to Golgi; Rab protein signal transduction. Bases 250 to 855 code for a protein of 201 amino acids. The transcript is spliced from 3 exons.